Molecule: messenger RNA, 953 nt
Organism: Malania oleifera
Lineage: Eukaryota; Viridiplantae; Streptophyta; Magnoliopsida; Santalales; Ximeniaceae
Exons: 6
Coding region: 86-631 (181 amino acids)
Source: RefSeq, a predicted model, not a curated record
UAUAAGCGUCCGCAAGGCGCACGCUAAACCCUAGACGCGAAAGCCCUGGAGCUUCACAAAUAGGGAGGGUUUUGGAAUCGAAUCCAUGUCGGAAAGAGAAGAUGACUCCGAUGCCCCAGAUGAGUUCACAUCCGAGCAGGGUUUCCAACAAGAUGAGGGCAUAAGGAAAGUUCAGAAAGAAAAUAAAGCUAGGAUUGUUCGUGAAGGAAAAGAACGCCGCAGACAGUGGGCUCAAAAGAAAACACCACGGCAAUCUGGAGGUGGUGAAAGUGCCAUUGGUUUGGUAGAUAAUGAAACACCCCAACGCCCUCUGGGUAGUGAUGGAAUGCUUCCAAAUGAUAUUGUAGAACUUCUUGCAGCUCGUGAGAAACAAGUAUUUGCGUCAGAUUCUGAGGAAGAUGAGGUGAAGGAAAAGGCCAAGGAAAAGACCAUCUCAAAGAAGAAACGAGCCAAAGGCUCUGGGCUGGAACCUGUUAUUUUGAAGGACAUAGCACCUGCACAAUGCUUACAAAAUUCCAUAGAAUUUUUGAAGAAAAGGAAAAUGCAAGUCUCAAGGUCAACUUCAGUUUUAAACAACUCCAAUCAAGCUCUGCGCCUCCUUUCUUCAUCUGGGUUGUUAAGUAAGAAGUGACUGAGAAACGUGCCAAUGAACUGAAUGAUCAUUAUCUCCUCCGGCUACUAUGAAAUUGAGAAAUUAAGGAGCGCCAUUGAUUGAUUCCCCAAACACGAAGACGAGACCUCCCUCCGAUUGAAACAAAAGUAGAGAGAAUGAGCCCACUAACCCACGUGGCCGAAUGCAAUUGGUCAAAGACCACCAGUCAGGCUGCUGAGUUGGUAGUCCAGUAGUACCAAUCAAUAUUCUUUUACUAGGGCUGAGCAGUCAAUGAAAAUUAAAUUGAAUUGAAUUGAAUUGAAGUUCAGUUAAAAUUUUAAUUUUGGUUGGUUCUGUUUAA